Molecule: messenger RNA, 1953 nt
Organism: Toxotes jaculatrix (banded archerfish)
Lineage: Eukaryota; Metazoa; Chordata; Actinopteri; Toxotidae
Gene: pigc
Product: phosphatidylinositol glycan anchor biosynthesis, class C
Exons: 3
Coding region: 313-1197 (294 amino acids)
Biological process (GO): GPI anchor biosynthetic process
Cellular component (GO): membrane; glycosylphosphatidylinositol-N-acetylglucosaminyltransferase (GPI-GnT) complex
Source: RefSeq, a predicted model, not a curated record
CUUUGAGAUGUUCGUGGAGCCAAUUCAGUCGACUGUCAGCACGUUCGUGUUCAUAUACACACGUGUACAUAUGGCGGGUCUGGUUUUAUUGUGGCGUUAAAGCCGGAAGUACCCGGAGUUUCACUCCAGCUGAGCGACCGUCAAAAUGCUGCAAAGCCUGUUCGGAGUAGACGCGCUCACCUGAGACCUGACUGCAGACACUGCACGCCAGGUGUGAUUCAAGUUAGAGCUGUCGACCCAAUCAUUAACGCAGGACUUCCAUUAUAUGGCAGAUGACUCGUUAGUGAAGCUAACGGAGGCUAACUCAGGCUGAUGGGGCCAGACGGUGCCCCAGGUCCAGCUGUGCCCUGGCGGAAGGUGCUGUGGGAGCGCCAGCCCUUCCCUGAUAACUAUGUGGACCAGCGAUUCCUGGAGGAAUUACGGAGGAACGAGGGCCUCCGGCAGUACCGCUACUGGGCUGUGGUGAAAGAAGCGGGCUUUGUGGGACAGCAGCUUUCCUGUGUGGCCAUUUUCAUCACCCUCUGGCUCUACAUGGAGCAGGGUCUGCUGUCCCCUGAGACGCUGUUGUCGACCAGCCUGGUCUGUGCCCUGCUGGGUUAUGGAUUGCACCAAGCCUUGACAUCUCAGGUCGAAUCAGGCUGUGAGCCCCGCACCCAUCUGGCUGACUUACAGAGUGCCACUCUUUUUCUCUCCUUCACCUUUGGCUUCUCGCCUGUUCUAAAGACUCUAACUGAGUCCGUGAGUACGGACACGGUGUAUGCCAUGUCUGCUGUGAUGUUGCUGGCCCACCUGGUUUCGUUCCCUUACACCCAGCCCUCACCCCCGGGAAGCCUCUCCCUAAAUGCAGCUCUGUUUGCCUCUGUGUGUUUAGCCUCGAGGUUGCCCGGGGCUCUGCACACCUUUGCCAUGCUCAGCUGUGCCCUGCUGGUGUUUGCCCUGUGGCCAUGUCUGUUGCAGAAGCUAAGGGAGAACGCCCCCAACCAAUUUACUGGGGUGUGUGUGGGAAUGUGUAUUGGAGGAAUAGGAGGCCUGGGCUCCCAGUCGCUUGGUGGAGCUGUGCUGUUGGCCCUGGCCCUAGGAAGUGUUACGCUGCUCUGUCCUUUACUACUACUCAGGUUGCAGAGACACAAGGACAACAUCCACGGACCCUGGGAUGAGGCUGAGAUUCAUGAGGACCUCAGCCGCUUACUUGACUAACAGACAGAGUGCUCCUCCUGACCAAACAGACAUUUAAGGUUAAAGCAAACUGAGAAUUUUAUAGGAAUUACUAUAUUGUCGGCCUAAGUAUUACGACGGGUGCUGUACAACUAAACUAACUAAAAUGUUAACUCUUUUAUCAUUGAUCCACAUCUGUUUGAACAGCCAUGACGACUAAUUCUCUUGUAGAGAAUGUGAAGAUGUUUUAAUGUUCAAGCUGCUACCGUCUUAGUAAAUGUUGACCUCAGAAUUUUGUAUUGAAGGUAUCAGCUGAUGUGCAACGCUGACUUGCAUUAAUGGACACUCUGAUGCUAUGCACCAAUUUGAUAUCAUUGAUGUUUUAAUAAUCUGUGGGGAGUUUAUGGUUGUUUACAUUAUGUUCUUGGUGUCCUGUGUGAAUGGAUGGAUGGAUGUGUAGUAUUUAACACUGGCUUGAUAAUGAACAAGGGCUCUAAUUCCAUUGCAAACUAUGUUUAAAUUAAAUAUUAGAAUUUUAAGAUUUCAAGGGUUUUUAACCAUAAGAAGCCCACUUUUACCAGGAUUACAAUUAAAGCAUAAUACAACCAUAAUGAAAUUAUAUAUUCAGAUUUUACCACUAGAUGCACACGAUGCUCAGUUCAAUGAUUUAAAAUUUUGCUCGAAAAAAAUACAGUAGGUGAACGAGGAACUGUGAAUUUUGAAGACAUCAGAGUUUUCAUGUUGUAUUUUGUAUGGAGGGCAUGUUUACCUGUCGACAAUUAAAAGACAAUAACGAGA